AUGAGGUCAUUCUCUACAAUACUGGAAGCAUUGGCACAUCGUGCCUUGGAAACGCCUGAAAAGAAUGUGUUCACAUGGGUCGACAUCAAAUGUAAGGAACAAAACAAGCUGUCGUUCAAAGAGUUGGAGGACCAAUCCAAUGCCAUAGCUGCUCGUCUCCUCAAGCUUGGAUGCCAAAAAGGAGACCGUGUCAUGAUCUCCUAUCCCUUUGGCCUUGAGUUCUUGGCUGGCAUGAUUGGAGCCAUGAAGAUCGGGGUUAUCCCCUGCUCCAUCUAUCCACCCAAUCCCAACCAGCUCAAAACCGAUAUGCCAAAAUUCCGUGGAUUUGCCGAGGAUGCUGGAGCCAAGUAUGCCCUAUCCACCUUUGCCUUUGCCACUGCCAUGACUGCAUCCAGCAUCAUCUACAAGACUGGAGUGAAGUGGAUUGGGACCGACAAACUGCCGAUCAAGAAACACAACCCCAAGAUGCUCAAAGAUUAUGAGACCUUUAUGGGAGAACCAGACAAAGUCUGCUUUAUCCAGUACACGUCGGGCAGUACUGGUUGCCCCAAAGGAGUCAUGAUCAGUCACAAAAACAGAAAAUUGCAUUGCUAUUUCUGCCAUGUCUGGUACAUGGGACUUGUGGCUGGCUUCAUGACUACCCUCUAUGCUGGAACUUCCCUUGUCAUGGCAUCACCACUGGAUUUUGUGGCCAAUCCUCUACUCUGGAGUGAUAUGGUAGAGACCUACAAGGCCACCCUUACUUGUGCCCCAAACUUUGCAUAUGCCUUGCUCCUCAAACGAGUAGAGCAGGCCAAUCGGACUGCCGACUGGAGCUGUGUAAAGCGUGCCAUGUUUGGGGGGGAACCUGCCCAGAGCCAUGUUGUGGAAGCAGCAGCAAAAGCCCUUUCAAUGAAACCUGAGCAUGUCUACAACAUUUAUGGCCUUGCUGAGUCUGUGGUGUUUCUCACUGGAGGCUCUGCCUACCUGAACUCUGAGGGGCUUGUCUGCUGUGGCGAAGUUGACUCCCCAACCCUCAAACUUCGAAUUGUCCAGGAUGGCAAAGAGGUUGAGGAUGGACAUGUUGGGAGUAUCUGGGCCCAGUCACCUAGAGUAGCAGCUGGCUACUAUGGCCAGUCUGAGCUAACCACUGCAACUUUUGCCAAUGCAUUGCCCAGCUAUGAUGGAAGCUGGCUUGAUACUGGUGACUUGGGCAAGAUUGUGGAUGGACAGCUCUAUGUUACUGGAAGAGUCAAAGAUGUCAUCAUUGUGAAUGGGAAAAACUACUAUCCAACUGACGUGGAGCUCUCUAUUGAUGAUAUCUUUGGUGAUGUUAUCCGUCCAGGCAGGACCACUGCCUUUCAGCAUGGAGAGGACAGUGUCGGUAUCACAGUCGAAGGCCGCAAGGACUUUGACAAGUCAGGAAAUGAAGAUUUGGCUGUACAGAUAUCCAAUCAUGUAUCUCAGGUGCAUGGGCUUCUUGUCUCUGAUGUUGUUGUUCUGAAGUUGGGUGUAACACCAAAGACCACCUCUGGCAAGCUGAAGAGAAGUGAGAUCCGACAGACAACUAUUUCUGGUGACUGGAAGGAGUCUUCUAUACUCCUUCGCUUCCAGCGGAAGGAAGUUGUUACUCCAUUUGACGUUGGCAGUGUACCCGAGCUUGGGCUUCCUAACAUUGACCUUAGCCAAACAUAUGCCCUCCCCAGCAAAGCUGUUGAAGCUGUUCAUGCUGUAGAGUGCAACCCCAGCAAGUUGGAGGAGUAUUUCUCUGAGCUUCACCUUUCUGGGGUCUCUGGCAUUGAUGAAGCUUGGUCCAAAUCCAUCAAGACAACAGCUGCAUUGCAAGCCAUGUGCUCCCAAAUCCUGAAGCAUCUUGAGGACAAGCACCCAGCCAUCUGCCAGCUUGCUCACAGUCUUGUUGUGAAUCCAGACUGGAUCUUGAUUGAUGACAGGACCAGUUUCCUUUCUCAACUUGUGCAUCAAAUCUUCGUUCUGGAAUGGGUGACAACCUUCAUGAUGGACAAACCAGAGUGCAUGCAACAGAAGCUGAAAGAUGAUGCCACAUGGGAGGCUCAGAGCCAGAAUGUUCAGGCAGUUCCAGUAGAACUACAAGAGAUGCUUGAUAUCCCAGACAAAGACCCAAUGUAUGGGAAGUGGCCAUUCUUCCUUUGGAUAAAGAAUAGGUCAGUGCUUGCACUACUGAACCUUGUCCUAAAAACUUUGGGCUCAGCUGAAGGCCCAACCAUAAAUGCACAGGUUGGAAGAAUCAAUAACCUCCUGUGUUUAAACAUGUUAGAGGCCAUUUGGGUGGAGCAAAAACAUGGACACAAGGAAAACUCAGAAGUCGGUAAGAGACUGGCUACAAAUCUUGUAAAGACAGCCACAACCGAAUCCAAGAAGGUUUUGAUGGAACAUGUAUCCAAUACAAGUGCUAUGAAUAAUCUCUACAUUGAUUGGCAAAUGCAUAUUGUGGCCUGGGUUGGAGACAGAAAUUCUUCCACAUGGUUCUUGUCCAAAUUGCUACUACCCAGCAUUGUGGGAGAUGUCAAUGCGCAUUUCUUCUAUGCAAGGUUAAUUAGUCUGCACCUGACUACACAGGCCAUGGGCAGGAAGGUGAUGUUGAAAAAGUUUCGUAAUGAGCCACUUUUAUCAAGAAGAGCACUGCAUUAUUUUGGAAAGCUGAACCUCUCCUGUGCAGAAAAGUUUGGGUACACCCCACUGGCACCAGAGAGUGAUCAUCAGCUUGCUCUUGAUGAAGACUACUGGCUAUCCAAGUUUGACAAAUGGGGGUUGGCAAACCUUCCAGCAAAGGCGAUAAGCACUGGAGACCCCAGGCUGUAUGAUACUGCAGCUGCAGGAGCUGUUGGCCCAGAAGACUUCUCCACCAGAUAUGCCAACACCAUCACAGCUGUCUUUGGGCAUGAAGUUGACAUAUCAAAAUCAUGGGCUGAGAAUGGACUCACAUCUCUCAAGAGUGCUGAGCUGAGGAACAGAGUGGAAGAGGAGCUGCUUGUGGUCCUUCCAGCAAACUUUGAACAGCUCUACCCAACACCAAGUGAACUAUUUGUCUUCUUGAAAGCAUCAGGGGGCAAAGGCUUUCCAAAGCAAGACAUGGACAAUCACCCAGCCAUUGUUGCAAACCCACCAAGAGUCACAAUAAGCAAGCUACAACUUGGAUUGAUGCAGUUCGUUGGCUCAAUCAUGGUGCUUUUUUUGAUUUUGAUCUCCAUUGUGCCCUCCUACUUCCUUGCCUCCUGGGUAAUGGAUCAAUGCAGCUCAGCUGAAAGUGGGAAAUGUUGGAGUCCAAUUGUUUGGAUGAUAAUGCCAUUGAUCUUCCCUCUGUAUAUCCUUUCCUUCUCGCUGGAUGUGGCCUUCGUCAAGUUUGUCGUCAUUGGGGUAUAUCAGCAAAGACAAAUGGAGCUCCUAUCAUGGGACUACAUCCGAUGGUGGUUCAUGGACCGACUAAUUGAGGUCUGGGAGUCAAUUGCAGGACAGUUUGUUCUUGAGACAAAGUUCAUUUGGGUCUUCUACUGGCUCCUUGGAGCAGACCUGGCAUGGUCAGCCAAGAUUGAAGCAUACAUCCGCGAGUUUGACCUAGUAGAGGUGGGCAGCAAUGCCACAGUUGGGUACCCCAUUAGGUGCAGGAAGUUUUCUCUCUCAACAGGAUCAAUCCCCAGGAUAACAUUUCACCCCAUCAUUAUUGGGAAAGACAGUCAGGUGUCUGGGAUGGUGAGUCUUGGUGCUGUCAUUGGUGAUGGUAGCAAGGUGGAGAAACUGUCUGUUGUGGAAGAAGGAGCUAUAGUUCCUGAUGGUGUGCUUGCAAAAGGAAACCCAGCACGUCAUGGUGGAUCAGUUGAUCAUUCCAGAUCAGAGAUUUGGAAAGAGAACCUUCUGGAAUUGUUCAAGAUUCUGUGGAUGCUUUCAGAAACCUAUCAUUUUUUCACACUGUCUUACUUGGUCCAUAUCACGCUCAUUCAAAUCAUGCCCACAUGGCGAUAUGAGAUCAUCCUGCACUGGCUCCUUCUUUUUCUUGCCUCCUCCUUCCUUGCCCUCCUCACAAGCAUUCCACUCAAGUGGCUUUUGAUUGGUAAACGGGAUCCAUGCGAUGAGUACGGUGGUUCACUUUAUCGGCAAGCAACCAAUUGGGCAUGUGACUUCCACUUCCGUGUAGCUUCUUGGCCUCUUACUCCAUUCUUUGGUCAAACAAGGCUCUGGCACAUCAUCCUUUUCCUCCAUGGCCUUGAUGUGGAUAUAGAAUCUUGCAUCAGCAACCCAUACAGGAUCUUCCUCCCGUCCAAAGUUGACUUUGUCAAGAUCCACAAAUCAUUUGUUGCUACCAGCAACAUGGAUUUAAGUAAGCGAGGAAGGGGCAAGAUUGAGAUUAUCAGCAGCAGCAUUGGUUACAAUGCGAAUCUUCGCGCAGGAGUCAAGAUCAUGCAAUCCACAAUCCCACCAAGAUCUGAUGUCUCAGAUAGCAUCUAUGAUUUAAACCAGUCCCGCAAGGCUUUCAAGUCUCGGUUCAUCAUGGAUUUGGUCCUACCUGAGGUUUUGCAAAUUCUGCUCAAUGUGAUCCUUUUUCUUUGUUUUAUACCUUCUUUUGAGAUUGGCCUUCUUGCUGUAAACAGCGGUUCAGUUGGCAUAACCUCAUGUGGUCUAGCUGCAGCCAUUGUUCUUCAAUUGUUUAUGUGGAUUCUCUUGGCACGAGCUCUUGAAACAAUCAUGUUGAUUCCAAGAAGACAUGCCCGACUCACUGGUCCAUUUGGUAUCUACAUCAACCAUGUUUGGCAAUUCCGAAAUGGAAACUGGGUGGAGAUGCUUCUGUAUGGCACACCAAUGUUUGGCUACUAUGCUAGGAUGAUGGGUGCUGAAGUUGAUGGUGACCUCUGGUACUAUGGAAACUCUAUCUAUGAAUUCACCAAGCUCCACUUUCAUGGUGGUACGAUUGUGGAUGAUUCCCAUGUUAGUGGUCACUACAUUGAUGGCAAUGGGCUGACUUUGAAGGACACAUUUGUGUCAGGGGUGAUGCAUCCAGGAUGCUACGCCUCUGCUGGAUCAGUGGUCCCUGGAGAAGAGAAUGGUCCAUGGAAAGUCUUCUUGAACACUGGUGCUGAUAUUGGCUGGCCAAGCUUUGUGACUUGUGAUGACGAGCCUGUUGAUUCGGCCGUUUAGCAACUUGUAAGAAUGACAUCUACUUUAGAUUAGUGCAGAGUCAACAUGUUCUUUGGACGGUUAUACCUUUGGACUAGAC
Messenger RNA from Seminavis robusta, 5227 nucleotides. NCBI's taxonomy places the organism in Eukaryota, Bacillariophyta, Bacillariophyceae, Naviculales, Naviculaceae. The record is from the annotation of a GenBank genome assembly.